Messenger RNA from Hemicordylus capensis (graceful crag lizard), 1269 nucleotides. Its product is annotated as chymotrypsin-like elastase family member 3B. Gene Ontology annotation, molecular function: serine-type endopeptidase activity. NCBI's taxonomy places the organism in Eukaryota, Metazoa, Chordata, Lepidosauria, Squamata, Cordylidae. Gene Ontology annotation, biological process: proteolysis. The coding region runs from base 368 to 1219 and encodes 283 amino acids. The transcript has 7 exons. The record is from RefSeq and is a predicted model, not a curated record.
UCCCCCCACAGUUGUGAAACCAGGUGUCACCGAGUCCGAUCUGCAGGGAGAUCUGUGGAAGGAAUCGCGGAGAAAGAGGCUCAGGGGACUGCCUGCCAAGUCCCAUAAAGCCCUGCCAGAUGCUCUCAAGAAACCCAGAGUUAUCAGCUUGGAUGACGAAAGCCAUGUGUGUACACAUCCCACUGGCCAGGUGAGUCUCCUGGGAAAAGAGCCAUCCGCAGGGGAUGUUGCGUGUCCAAGGCUGAGAGGCGUCCUUGGGUCCUGCACCAUUGGGAUCAACCCUGCCCACAGCUGUGCACCGGCCUCCUUGGGGGGACCUGAUAAAAGCCCCCGCUGCAGAUCCUCAGCCUCAGACAGACACGCUACAAUGUGGAGGUUUCUCUUUGCAGUUCUGCUGGCCGCUGGGGGCAAAGCGCAGGCCCCGGACAGUGGACCCUGCUGCCCCAUCCUGGACUGUGGGCAGCCCGCGUAUCCCCCCCUGAUGAGAGUGGUGAAUGGCGAGGAUGCCCAGCCAUACAGCUGGCCCUGGCAGAUCUCCCUGCAGAUUGAACUCGGUGGCGCCUGGUAUCACAACUGUGGGGGGACUCUGAUUACCCCUGACUGGGUCAUGACCGCUGGGCACUGCAUCAUGCCCUACUACAACACCAGGGUGGUACUCGGGGAGUAUAACUUGAGCGUGGAGGAAGGCCCUGAACAGUACAUCCCUGUGAACCCCGAGGACAUGUAUGAGCACCCCGACUGGGAUUCCUCCUGUCUCAACUGUGGGAACGACAUCGCCCUGAUCAAGCUCUCCCGCAGUGCUGUGCUCAGCGAUAAAGUGAAGCUGGGAUGCGUCCCCUGCGAAGGGCUGGUGCUCCCCAAUGAUUACCCCUGCUACCUCACUGGCUGGGGCAGCCUCCACACCAGCGGGCCUGACCCUGACAUCCUGCAGCAGGCGCUGCUCCCCGUGGUCGACCACGAGCACUGCACCCAGCCCGACUGGUGGGGAGACUAUGUCAACGAGAAGAUGGUUUGCGCCGGCGGGGACAUCCGGGCCGGCUGCUUUGGCGACUCCGGUGGCCCUCUCAUUUGCCAGUAUCCUGAGGACGGGAAGUGGUACGUCCACGGGGUCACCAGUUUUGUCUCCGGCUUGGGCUGCGACACCCUGAAGAAGCCCACCGUCUUCACCCGGGUCUCGGCAUUUGUCUCCUGGCUCAAAGAGAUCAUCAACAACCACUGAGCACCUCACGGGACUCUGUUUGUUAAAAACAAUAAAGCGCUUUCUGGCAA